Messenger RNA from Babesia microti strain RI, 594 nucleotides. Its product is annotated as peroxiredoxin (alkyl hydroperoxide reductase subunit C). Bases 1 to 594 code for a protein of 197 amino acids. The transcript has a single exon. Gene Ontology annotation, molecular function: thioredoxin peroxidase activity. NCBI's taxonomy places the organism in Eukaryota, Apicomplexa, Aconoidasida, Piroplasmida, Babesiidae. Gene Ontology annotation, biological process: cell redox homeostasis; response to oxidative stress; cellular response to stress. The record is from RefSeq and is a predicted model, not a curated record. Gene Ontology annotation, cellular component: cytosol.
AUGACUUUGAAAGUCGGUUCACCUGCGCCCCUCUUCAAAUGCGAGGCAGUAAUGCCUGAUAACUCGUUCAAGGAAAUCCUUCUAGCUGAUUACAUAGGCAAGAAGAACGUUUUACUUUUCUUCUAUCCCUUAGACUUUACCUUUGUAUGUCCCACAGAAAUAGUGGCAUUUAAUGAUGCCAUUGCCCAAUUUGAGUCGCGGAAUGUACAACUGUUAGCAUGCAGCGUUGACUCUAAAUUCUGCCACUUGGCUUGGAAGUCCCAACCAUUGGAUAAGGGCGGGAUAGGUAAUAUUAAGUUCCCAAUUUUAUCGGAUAUUUCCAAGGAAAUAUCCUCCCUUUACAACGUACUACUACCCGAGGGCAUGGCCCUUAGGGGCCUAUUUUUUAUUGACAAGAAAGGCAUCCUGCAGCAUAUAACGGUAAAUAACCUGCCAGUAGGUAGGUCUAUAGACGAGGCGCUAAGGGUUGUGGAUGCUUUCCAACAUCAUGAAAUAAAGGGCGAUGUAUGUCCUGCCAAUUGGAAACAUGGAGACAAAGGUAUACAACCAACUGUGGAGGGGGUUAUAACCCACUUGACUUCCAAAUUGCACUAA